Messenger RNA from Strongylus vulgaris, 1161 nucleotides. The record is from the annotation of a GenBank genome assembly. NCBI's taxonomy places the organism in Eukaryota, Metazoa, Nematoda, Chromadorea, Rhabditida, Strongylidae.
AUGUUUUUUGGUGCUUUGCUUGCAGCAACACAGGGUACUCUCAAUUCUUGUUCCUCCCUUAUUUUCAGACAUCUUACGGAUGCACUCAUAAUAGGUCAAUUUGAAUGGGAUAUGGGCAUAUUCGAUGAUUAUGAAUUCACGCAGCUUGCCAUGACAGCAGUGCGCGACUACGCCUUGUUUGGUGCUGGUCAAUUCAUCCUGGGAUUUCUUUCGAUGUGCUGUUGGCACACCGUGUGCGAACGACAGGUGUAUCAAAUACGAAAUCGUUACUUUGCAGCUGUGCUCAGGCAGGAUAUGGCCUGGUUCGAUAAAAAUGAAAGUGGGGCACUCACUACGAGGAUGAGCGAUGGCAUCGAUCGAAUUCGAGAUGGAAUAGGUGACAAACUUGGAGCGAUGUUCGCUUAUUUUGCAACUUUCAUAGCUGGAAUAAAUGUUGCUGUGUGGAAUAGCUGGGAAAUGACACUGGUGAUGGUCGCCUUCUUUCCAAUUUUCUUUGGACCUUUGACCGUUGCUUCUAAGAUUAUGGGUAAAAUUGCACCCAAAGAACAGAAAGCAUACACAGAUGCAGGUGCAACAUCUGAAGAAGUUAUACAUGGAAUUAGAACUGUCAUGGCUUUCAAUGGUCAAGAAAAGGAAAUAAAACGGUACGGUGACCACCUAAGCAAAGGAAUGAAAUAUGGAGUGCGAAAGGCACUACUUACCUCAUUUGGAACGGCGUUCAUCAUGGGGGCGCUAUUCAUCUCAAUGGCUGUAUCGUUCUGGUAUGGAACGAAGCUUGUGAUAUCUGGUAGAAUAACACCCGGAACUGUCUUUGCUGUCUUCUGGGCUGUGAUCGGGGGAGCUUUCGCUGCAGGCCAAGCUGCUCCACAGAUUGGAACACUUAUCGCCAGUAUGACGGCUGCGGCACCCAUUUUCGCUAUUAUUGAUAGACUUCCACCAAUAGAUUCGUCAUCUGCAGCAGGGAAAAUCUUUGAUACUGUCAAAGGCAAUAUAUCAAUAGAGAGCGUAAGAUUCUCCUAUCCAUCACGACCAGAGGUCGAGGUGUUAAAAGGAGUUACGAUUAACAUCGAAAGCGGUCAACAUAUCGCAUUGGUCGGCCACAGUGGAUGCGGGAAAAGCACGCUUGUUGGCUUAUUACUCAGAUUUUAUGAGCAGCAAUAA